UCACAUAUUACAGUAAAGUAGCUUAGCUUAGCUUGAGCAUAUAUAACAAAAGCUAGCUAGCUAGCUGCGUGGGAGAUGAACAUGUCGAGGGACCCGCUGGUCGUCGGCAACAUCGUCGGCGACGUGGUGGACCACUUCGGCGCGACGGCGCUGCUGAGGCUGUUCUACAACAACCGCGAGAUGACGAGCGGGUCGGAGCUGCGGCCGUCGCAGGUCGCCGGAGAGCCGGGCGUCCACAUCUCCGGCGACCGCGACGGGAGGGCGCUCUACACUCUCGUAAUGGUGGAUCCAGAUGCACCUAGCCCGAGCAACCCUUCUAAAAGGGAGUACCUCCAUUGGUUGGUGACAGACAUACCAGAAGGAGGCGACACGAGUAAUGGAACGGAGGUGGUGGCGUACGAGAGCCCACAGCCGACGGCGGGGAUCCACCGGCUGGUGUUCGUGGUGUUCCGGCAGGCGACACGGCAGUCCAUCUACGCGCCCGGGUGGCGCUCCAACUUCAACACCAGGGACUUCGCCGCCUGCUACAGCCUCGGUGCGCCCGUCGCCGCCGCCUACUUCAACUGCCAGAGGGAGGGCGGCUGCGGCGGCCGGAGGUACAGGUGAUCGACCCUGCCUCCUCCGCCGCCGCCGUCACCAUGGCUGCCACCUCUACCUACCGCCUGCCCGCCCGGCAAUGUAUGCUCUAUUGAUCACCAUUGUUAGCCUCCUAGCUAACUCAAGGCAAUUAAUUGGUUAAGGACAAAAAUUUACUAUAUAUUCUUAUUUGAGAAAGUAUAUAUCUCUAGCUAGGUAUCAAAAUUUACGAUAAAAAUUUUGAUAUCUCGGGUACCGAAUUUAACGUACUUAGUACCUAGCUCCCGGUGCUUUUUUAGAGAUGUUGAAAUUGCUCUUCUCAAAGAUGUUAUAAAUGAUGCUAGGUGUGUUAGCCCCAAUGUGAAGGGCUUGCUUUGUUAGCAUUACAUAGCUAGUUACCGAGCUUGAUGACUUGACCUAGCUAAUAAUAAGUGGUGUAGAGAUAUUGGGACUAAUGGAAAUUGAUUGA
Oryza brachyantha (malo sina) is the source of this 1045-nucleotide messenger RNA. Its product is annotated as protein FLOWERING LOCUS T-like. The record is from RefSeq and is a predicted model, not a curated record. The transcript has 4 exons. Bases 76 to 606 code for a protein of 176 amino acids. Lineage: Eukaryota; Viridiplantae; Streptophyta; Magnoliopsida; Poales; Poaceae.